CGGCACCGGAGCCAGCCGGGAGCGCCGCCCGCCGCCCGCCCAUGGGCUGCACGCCCCGGCGCUGAGGCCACUCCUCCUAGCCUCAACAUGCAGCCCACAGCCACCAUGGCCACGGCGGCCACCACCACCUCCGCCGCCGCCACGGUCGCCCUGACAGCGUCCUGGGACAACGCCACCAGCCGUCCCACAGCCGAGCCGGACCCCAUCCUGGACAACUCCGUGCUGCUGGUCGUGGUGAUGUCGCUGUUUGUGGGCGGCACCCUGGUGGUGCUCUCCGGAGUGCUGCUGCUCUGUAAGCGCUGUUGGCAGGUGCACCAGCGUUUCAACAGGGCUGUGGAGGAAGCCGAAAAGACCACCACCACCUACCUAGACAACGGCACCCACCCCGCCCAAGACCCCGACCGCAGGGGGGAGGACCCCGAGGGCCAGGACGAGGAGACGGAGCACUUCCUGUCCACCAGCUCCACGGGCCGCAGGGUCUCCUUCAACGAGGCCGCCCUGUUUGAGCAGAGCCGGAAGACCCAGGACAAGGGCCGCCGGUACACCCUGACAGAGGGGGACUUCCACCACCUCAAGAACGCACGCCUCACCCACCUGCACCUGCCGCCGCUCAAAAUUGUCACCAUUCACGAGUGCGACUCGGCCGAGGCCAGCGCGGCCGCCGCCCCCCACCCGGCCGCCUCCCCCAAGGCCAGCCUGGCCAUAUUCGAGCCCCCAGGGAAGGCCCUCACUGGCCGCUCCCUGGGCCCCAGCUCGGCCCUGCCAGGUGACCCCUAUAACCCUGCGGUGGGCACCUCGGACUUCACAGAGAUCAGCCCCGCGGCGUCCAGCGAUUCUGGGGAAGGCGCCUCGCUGGAUGUGAGCGCCAGGAGCAGCAAGGCGGGCGGGCCCGGGGCCCCGGCAGGGCCCGGGGAGGCAGGCGCAGGUCCGGGCACCGUGCUGCACUUCUUCAGCCGUCUGCGCCGCCAUGCCAGCCUGGACGGGGCCAGCCCCUACUUCAAGGUCAAGAAGUGGAAACUGGAGGCCAGCCAGCGGGCGUCCAGCCUGGACACGAGGGGUUCCCCCAAGCGGCACCACUUCCAGCGGCAGCGGGCGGCCAGCGAGAGCGUGGAGCCAGAGGGGGACGCCCCCCAGGCAGACCUCAUCCAGUACAUCGCGCCGGCUGGCGCCGCCCCCGCCUUCCCGCCCCCGCGACCCUUCCUGGCCAGCCCGCCCCCUGCUCUCGGCAGGCUAGAGGCCGAGGCGGGAGCAGCCAGCCCCGACACACCCCCGGAGCGUGGCGGCGGCGCCGCGGGGUCUGAGCAGCCGCCGGAGUCGGACACCGAGCAGGCCCAGAGCAGCUACCGCGACCUGUGGAGCCUGCGCGCCUCGCUCGAGCUGCACGCGGCCGCCUCGGACCACAGCAGCAGCGGCGGCAACGACCGCGACUCGGUGCGCAGCGGCGACAGCUCGGGCUCCGGCUCAGGCGGCGCGGCGCCCGCCUUCCCGCACCCGCCCUCACCGCCCGCACCGCGGCCCAAGGACGGCGAGGCGCGCCGGCUGCUGCAGAUGGACAGCGGCUAUGCCAGCAUCGAGGGCCGCGGCGCCGGCGACGACGCCGAGCCGCCCGCCGCGCCCCCCAGCCCGCGCGCCUGGCCCCGCCGCCCGCGCCGCGACUACAGCGUCGACGAGAAGACCGACGCGCUCUUCCACGCGUUCCUGCGCCACGACCCGCACUUCGACGACGCGCCCACGGCCGCGCGCCACCGCGCCCGCGUGCACGCGCGCAAGCAGUGGCAGCAGCGCGGCCGGCAGCACAGCGAUCCCGGUGCGCGCGCCGCUGCAGCCCCCAGCGCACCCCGGCCUGCGCGCGCGCCCCUGCGCCGCGGCGACAGCGUCGACUGCCCGCCCGACGGCCGUCCGCUGGGCACGGGUGACGACCCCACCAUCCCGGUCAUCGAGGAGGAGCCCGGCGGCGGCGGCGGCGGCGGCGGCGGCGGCUCGGGGCUGUGCGUGGAGCCCUCGGGCGCCUUGCUGGACAAGCUGGCCGGCGGCCUGGAUGAGAGACUCUUCCCGCCGCGUCUCGCCGAGCCCGUCGCCGCCAGCCCCGCCCUGGUCGCCGCCGCCCCCACAUCUCCUGACCACAGUCCGGCGUAAGGCCACCUCCUGGCCGCUUGUCCCGGUGCGCACGCAGCGCGGCGCUGCAGGAUCCCGGCCAGACUGCGGGGAGGGCAGAUUCUCAGCCCCACACACCUUGUUGGCAACGUUGGGUCCCGGGCCCCAGACCGGUCUCUGGGCUGUGGCCACGGCCUGCGUGCCCCUGGCCCUGCCUUGGGCCCUUGGGGACCGUUCGCGCGCAAGCGCAGAGCCUCCCUGCAGUGCCGGCGGGGCCUGGACUGGGCUGGAUGCCUGGUGCAUGCGCGACCCGCAGGCCGCCGCCCUCCCCAUGUGUGUCCGCGUCCCCACGCCGCCCUCCGCAUGAACGGCGGCCCGCCCCUCGCCCGGGCAGCGACGUGAGCGAAGCCCGCCGGGCCACGGUCCUGUUCCCCGAGCUUUAUUUAUUGCCAAAAGAUGGGGUGGCCCUCGCCGCCGCCCCCCCCCCCCCCCCCCCCGCUUCGCACCAGCCCCGUGCCGCCGUGCUGGAUUGUCUGCGUCGUGUCUCUCCCGGUUGAUAAAAAUAUU
Molecule: messenger RNA, 2661 nt
Organism: Lepus europaeus (European hare)
Lineage: Eukaryota; Metazoa; Chordata; Mammalia; Lagomorpha; Leporidae
Gene: CBARP
Product: CACN subunit beta associated regulatory protein
Biological process (GO): negative regulation of voltage-gated calcium channel activity; negative regulation of calcium ion-dependent exocytosis
Cellular component (GO): secretory granule; plasma membrane
Molecular function (GO): transmembrane transporter binding
Source: RefSeq, a predicted model, not a curated record